Ruditapes philippinarum (Manila clam) is the source of this 5420-nucleotide messenger RNA. Its product is annotated as secernin-3-like. Gene Ontology annotation, molecular function: dipeptidase activity; cysteine-type exopeptidase activity. The record is from RefSeq and is a predicted model, not a curated record. Gene Ontology annotation, biological process: proteolysis. Lineage: Eukaryota; Metazoa; Mollusca; Bivalvia; Venerida; Veneridae.
AUGGCAGAUCAAAUCAUUGCACUUUUUUGUUGCCCUACCCCCAGCCGGAAAGGGGUGUUUGUUUUCGGGAAAAAAUUUAAUCGGCGCAAUGAAGUUCAAGAGGUUGUUUUUAGACCUGCUGCAAAAUAUGACGCUGGUACAAAGCUUCAGUGUACCUAUAUUGAGAUUGAGCAGGCAGCCAGCACAUAUGCAGUGAUACUGAGCAAGCCGUCGUGGAUGUGGGGCGCAGAAAUGGGGGCCAAUGAAAAGGGUGUGUGUAUAGGAAAUGAAGCUGUCUGGACCAAAUUGAAUAGCGAAGAUGACCUUGUAGAAAGAUUACUGGGCAUGGAUUUGUUAAGGUUAGGUUUAGAAAGGGGAGGUAAUGCUCGUGAAAGUGUUGAUGCGAUUACCUCCCAUUUAGAGAAGUAUGGUCAGGGUGGUGCCUGUGUUGAGGGAGGAGACUGGUCGUACCACAAUAGUUUUAUCAUCGCAGACAGUAAUGAAGCCUGGGUACUGGAGACUGUAUGCCAGUACUGGGUGGCGGAGAAAAUUACUGAAGGUGUACGGAACAUUUCCAACCAGCUUACGAUAACAACAAAGUUUGACCUAUCUUCACCAAACUUGGUGGAGAAAGCCACGGAGGCUGGUCUGUACAAAGAGUCAGAUGGACCUUUCAACUUUGCGAGGGUUUUCGAUGAAUCUUCUCUUGAGACUAAGAAUUCUAGAUACUGCAAUGGCACAAGAUUAUUGAAAAAAUAUUCUAGCAAUGGAACUUUUGGUGUUGCUGAUAUGAUGAAGAUUUUGAGAGACGAGGACAGUGGUAUCAACAUGGGAGGCGGAACCUGUGGUAGUCAGGUGUCACUGUUGCCUAGCAACACAACUGCCUCCUCCCACACAUCACCAUGCUGUCAUUGGUUCACUGCCACGCCCAGUCCAGAUGCCAGUCUGUUCAAGCCAUUUAUAUUUGGCCCAAAUCCUAGUGUUGGAAGCCUGGCCGUUUCUCCAGACUACGGGGAUAAAGAUCCGAGGGUCGUAAAACCGCGAUUCCAGUCUAAGGUCGAGAGGCGGCAUGAACUUUUUAAAGGUCACGAGAAACUACAAUCAUUGUUAAUACAUGAUGAGGCGAAGGCAAAUAAAAUCAUACAAAAUUUAAAAGAUUUAGAGUCCAACUGUAUUGAAGAUAUGGAGGAAAUUUUAAAGAACUUUGAUGAAUCCAGUUUUGCUAAAGUUUCCAAUUUAUUUGAUCAUAUGUGCAACAUAGAACUUAAUUUUUACAAAGAUGCCUGAGGUGUUUUGUGAUAAAAAUAUCAACUUUCAAAAGUUGUUAAAAAAGAAGUGAUAUGUUUACUACACAUGUAGUUUUCAGUUUUAUUUUAUUGUAAGAAAAUAUUAAGAUAAUGAAGAGUAAUAUUCUAUUUGGUUUUUUUAAACGAUAAAUAUAAUUAUAUGAUAUUAUGAUUCUCCUAAAAAUGAUCCAUGUUUUGUGGAAAAAAAACACCUCAAAAUGAAUUUUGUCUGUUAAAUCACAAUUUUAAAGAUAUUUAUUAUAAUGGCAUGAAACUUAAUGAGAUUGAUUUUUACUUUAAUCUUGAACUAAAUGAUACAUUAAUAGCCACUAACAGUCGGAGACAUUCACAUUGAAAUUUGAAAGCAAUUAGGGCUCUAGUGACUAAAUGUCAUUUACACUUGUAAAUUUGGAUUUUUAAAUGUUUGCUUGCUGAACUUGUGCUAAUUUUGACCACUGCACUAAAUAACUAUUAGAUAUCACUAAAUACUCAUCAUAAUCAGAAUUAUCAUAACCAGAAUUAUCAAGAUAUAUUUUCACUUUGAGUUGCAUAUAUCAAUAACUAAUUCAGUGGGCAUAUAAAUAGUUUGUCUCCACAACAUUCCUAUAGAAAUCCCUGCAUGUCAACUGGCAAAUAACUUUGAUGAUUAUUAUUUAUUAUAUGAUUGUUUGUAUAUACCCUGUACCUUGCAUUUGUCAGUAAUUACCAUUAAAUGGACUUAAUUUUACUGUAAUCACUAUGUUAACUAUAAUAGUGUACUACGUCUAAUAUACAAUGUCUAACAUACUCUGUGUAGUGUAGUAUGUCUAAUAGACUAUUGCUAACAUACUAUGCUUUGUGUAGUAUUAUGUCUAACAUGCUACCUAAUACAAUACUUUGUCAAACAUACUAUGUUUGAUGUAUUUAUAUCUAAAAUAUACUAUGUCUAAUAAUUUAUUGUGUCUAACAUGCUAUGUCUAUUAUAGUAUUAUGUGUAAUAUACUAAGCAUAGUGUAGUUAUAUCUUAAAUAUAAUGUGUCUAACAUACUAUUUCCAGUAUAGUUGUAUCUCUAAUAUAUCUUUGAUACUAUGCUUAAUGUAGUUAUACCUGAGAAAUUGUUAUAUUGUAAUACUAUUUCUAACAAUUAUGUCUAGUGGAGUAAUAUAACAUACUUAUUAUGUCAAACACAAUACUUCAACUGUUAUACAUUAACUGUUAUAUUAUGUCUAAAAUUCUAUGUUAAAAAUUUAAAACAGAUUAAUAGUAAACAAUGAAAUUUAGUAGCUGUAGUAGAUAUAUAUAUACAUGUACAUGUAGUUAUGACUAUCUGAUAUUUUUGUAUUGUAACUGGCUUAUAUUUGUUGUGAGAAUUAUUAAGUUAUAUAUAACAGACCUAGAUAGACAUAUUUCAUUAGAUAAGUCCUUUGAUUAUGAUUUUUUGCUGGGUGAACUUAGAACAAUAUUAUUAAUGUGUAGUGAUAAAGUACUAAAUGUGUCUUAAAUUAUAGAAGCAGAAAUUAAGGAAUUAUAGAAGCAAAGCAUUAAUCUAUCUAGUCAAGUGAUAUGAUCAAAAUAUUGUUUACUGUAUUAAAUAAUUACGAUAAAAGUGAAUACAUUUGUUUUUAUCACAUACCCAUGCUGAUUUUGCGACAUCGUAAAAAUGGUAUUGCACAGUCAUGCAUAUAUUUUGAAGUGAUUUUAUUGGCGUUAUACAAACAUUGCAUAAAUACGUGCUAAAAGUUAGCAUAAAAAUAUAGGCGUGUCAAUGAAAAAUUAUUCUUUUGUACUUAAAACAGUAUUUAUUUUGGGUAUGUGAUAAAUGGAAUAUUAUAUUCGUGUAGGUUCAUUACUGAAUUGUCUUUCAGGGAACAAAUAGUUAAUAAUGAUGAGAGCAAACUGAUCUAGCUUGUUAUGUAGUGAAAGGUAUGUCUUUCCGACUUUGAAACAGACAUUUUUUAUGCCACUGCAGCAUCUGCGAUGUGGUAGCAUAUAGCGAUUCACCUGUGUGAGUUUGUUUGCGUGUGUGUUAUAUAUAUUAUAUAGUGAACUUAAAAAAUCUUCUUGUGAAAAACCACUAGUCCAAUUUCAACCAAACUUGGCUGGAUUGAUCCUUGGGUGAAGGGCUUCCAAAGUUGUUCAAAGAAUUUCAUUCCAUGCAGAAAUCUGGGGGUCAUUUAUUUUCACUAUAUGUACAUAUAGUAAAAACUUAAAAUACCUUCUUGUAAAGACUCAAAAGGCCUAGAGCUUAGAUAUUUUGCAUAAGGCAUUGUCUGGUAGACCUCUACCCAGAUUGUUCAAAUUAUAGCCCUGGGGUCAAAAUUGGCCCCGCCCAGGGGGUCAUUGGUUUUCCUUGUAUGUAUAUAAUAAAAACUUAUAGUAAAAACUCUUCUAGCAAUUGACAAAUGCUAGAGGUUAGAUAUUUUGCAUGAAACAUUGUUAGUGAACCUCUAGCAUUAUUGUUUAAAUUAUAGCCCUUCGGUCAAAAUUGCCCCGCCCCGGGGGUCAUUGAUUUUCAAUAUAUACAUAAAGUAAAAAAUCAAAAAAUCUUAUUGUCUGAAGGUACAAGGCUUAGAGCUUUAAUAUUUGUUAAAUGAUAUCAUCUAUAGGUACUCUACCAAAGUUGUUCAAAUUUUGCCUCUAGUGUCAAAAUUAGCCCCGCCCCAGGGGCCAUAGGUUUUCCUUAUAUGUAUUUAGUAAAAACUUAAAAAAUCAUCUUCUCUAAAUUUACAAAGGCUAGAGUUAAGAUAUUUUGCAUGAAACAUUGUGUAGUGAACCUCUAGAAAGAUUGUACAAAUUAUAGCCCUGGGGUCAAAAUUGGCCCCACCUCCAGGGGUCAUUGAUUUUUCUAUGUACAUAUAGUAAAAAAUAUUAAAAAUCUUCUUGUCUGAAGGUACAAGGCUUAGAGCUUUGAUAUUUGGUAUAUAAUAUCAUCUAUGGGUCCUCUACUAAAGCUGUUUUAAUGAUGCCCCUAGUGUUAAAAUUGCCCUGCCCCCAGAGGCCAUAGUUUUCCUAAUAUGUAUAAAGUAAAAACUUGAAAAAUCUUCUUCUCUGAAUUGACAAAGGCUAGAGGUUGAAUAUAUGGCAUGAGACUUUGCGAAGUGAACCUCUACCAAGAUUAUUCAAAUUAUAGCCCUUCAGUCAAAAUUGGUUCCGCCCCGGGGGUCAUUGAUUUUCAUUAUGUACAUAUAGUAAAAAAAUAAAAAAUAUUUUUGUCUGAAGGUACAAGGCAUAGAGCUUUGAUGUUUGCUAUAUAAUAUCAUCUAUAGGUCCUCUACCAAAGUUGUUCAAAUUUUUCCCCUGGUGUCAAAAUUGGCCCUGCUGUGAUUCUCAUUAUGUACACAUAGUAAAAACAGAAAAUAAAACAAAUGUUUUCUGACUGGGAGAAAGCUACAGCUUAGAUAUUUGACUUAAAAUGUUGUUUGGUGGACCUGUAUCAAGAUAGUUUUGAAUUAAACCCUUGGGUCAAAAUUUUGCCUUGCCCAAGGAAACAGUGACCUACUUUCUUGUCCUUUUGAUGUACAGCAAUGAAAUUUUGACCAUGUGCACAGUUUUAGUUGUAAAAUUGAACUUUGAUAUCAGAUGACCUAGAUUUUGAUGAUGUGACCUACUUUCUUGUCCUUUGAUGUACAGCUAUGAAAUUUGAACCGUGUGCACAGAUUAAGAUGUUAAGUGAACUUUGAUAUCAGCUGACCUAGAUUUUGACAAAGUGUCUUACUGUUUUGUCCUUUGAUGUAGUCUUGAAAUUUAGGCUGUGUGAAAUAUGACCUUCACCACCAAAUUCACCAGACUCGAGUGCAUUGAUAUGUUCCUACUCUGAUCUUUUAUUGGAUUAACAACAGAUUUAACCACUAAUCUGAUAAUAAGAAUUAGAUAGGUCAGGGAUGGAUGCAUUAUGACAAUCUUCAAAAUUGUAUAGAAACAAAAAAAUCUGUUCCUACACUACUAUUUAGUGUUGUAUUAAUGCGGUGGCAUAGCAUUUUUCUUAAAUGCAAUCUUGUUUUUUUUUUCAAUCUUUAAUCUUAUAAUGAAGUGAAAUGAUCAAAAUAUUGUUUAUUGUAUUAAAUGAAUGUGCAAUAUAAGAUUUAGACAAUUGUAACUAUUUGUUUAUACUGAUAUUUUUUGUUAUGCAUGUAGAUAGUUGUUGUUGUUUUGUUGUAAUAAAUCAAAGUAAGUUA